Penicillium soppii is the source of this 624-nucleotide messenger RNA. RefSeq names its product DUF3245 domain-containing protein. The coding region runs from base 1 to 624 and encodes 207 amino acids. Lineage: Eukaryota; Fungi; Ascomycota; Eurotiomycetes; Eurotiales; Aspergillaceae. The record is from RefSeq and is a predicted model, not a curated record. The transcript is spliced from 2 exons.
AUGUCUCUCUCCAAAAGCGAGUCAGACGUCAUCCUCAACCGGGCAAACGUCGCCUUGUCCCGCAGUCAACGCCUCGUGGCAUCAUGGCUCCCCCAAAAAUCAGAAGACGAACUAGCAAAUGCCAAAACCGACGAAGAACUACAACGAGAAGAAGAUGAGAUCUUCACGGCCGUUCCAGAGACACUCGGCGUCGGAGCCCCCCUCCCCCAAAAAGCCGCCGACGGAAGCUGGAACCGGAGCGAACUAGACUCAAACGAUAAGCUGCGCAAACAAUUACUCGGCAAAAAUUAUGAUCGCGUCAUGAAGGCCGCUGCAGAACAGAAGGCCGCUGCUAAGGCCGCUGCCCUGCCUGUUGCCAGUACUUCUGAGACGAAGGCGGACGAAGAUGAUGACGAUGAAGAAGAUGGGCGUUCUGCUAUGCUUGCUCGUCAGAAGAAUAAGAGGAAGGGUGGUGCCGGCGGUGUGCAUCCGGCUGCGGCUGCGGCUGCGGUCGCAGCGCCUGAUGCGAAUAACGAUGAUGAGAGUGCGCCGAAGGGCCCUGUGCGGUCGAAAGGGAGGAAGAAGGCGACGAGCUAUCUUGAUGAGCUUCUGGCCGAGCGUGCUAAAAAAAGAAAGAAGAAGUGA